This is a messenger RNA of Paraphaeosphaeria sporulosa, 494 nucleotides long. RefSeq lists its product as uncharacterized. The transcript has 2 exons. The record is from RefSeq and is a predicted model, not a curated record. NCBI's taxonomy places the organism in Eukaryota, Fungi, Ascomycota, Dothideomycetes, Pleosporales, Didymosphaeriaceae. The coding region runs from base 166 to 432 and encodes 88 amino acids.
UCACGCUGCCUACCAAAUAGUAGACUAUACUGAACCAGUAGCUGCAGCCAUGCUAUCUCCAUCGUAUUUCUGAGCAGUGGUGGGAGCCGCAUAGCGCGAACGACGUCAUAGGCGCUAUCUUGAUGGCUCAGCGGCAAUCGCACCUAAGCCCGAAGUCGCAAGAGCAUGAACGACAACUUGCAGCCAUCUGAUCUUAUCUGCUCCGCCGAUCUGGAUAAGUGUACCGCCCAUGCGCCACAAAACGUGGCACCGUGGCCAUGCGAAGUCUUCUUCACUCCAAUCAGAUUGUGCAUAUUUGUCGGUGAGAGCGGUGCCACGCCGAAAGCCCCAAAUUUCGGCGAUGCUCCGAAACUCCGGCUUUCACUCCGACGGCCGACAGCGCGGAACGCUUGCGCGCCGGCCGGCAAUCUUCACGGAAAAGCGACACUUUGACCUUUUUGGGCCGCCUAUGACGGCAAACCUCUCCCAACCUGCAAAUUUUGGAGAAGUCUGUA